This is a messenger RNA of Coniophora puteana RWD-64-598 SS2, 735 nucleotides long. Its product is annotated as Osmotin thaumatin-like protein. The coding region runs from base 1 to 735 and encodes 244 amino acids. The transcript has 4 exons. The record is from RefSeq and is a predicted model, not a curated record. Gene Ontology annotation, cellular component: extracellular region. NCBI's taxonomy places the organism in Eukaryota, Fungi, Basidiomycota, Agaricomycetes, Boletales, Coniophoraceae. Gene Ontology annotation, biological process: defense response.
AUGAACUAUGCAAUCAAACUCUCGCUGUUUGCCUUUGUAUCUGAUACGAUUGCACGCUCUGUGACAGUGCAGAACAACUGUUCAUUUACUAUCUGGCCAGCCAUGUACACCGAAACCGGUGCAGCACCCAGUUAUGCAACCGGUUGGGAGGCUCCCCCCGACACGCAAGUUACGUUUGACGCACCUACCGGUUGGCGUGGCCGCAUCUGGGGCCGACGCGACUGUGAUUUUAGUACCAGCACUGGUGCAUGCAUCGAUGGUGGCUGCGAUGGUGGUCUCGAGUGCUCAGGGCCCGGCUCUGCUCCCGCUACGCUGGCUGAGUUUGCCCUUGAUUCAGAUGAGCAAGACUAUGUAGAUGUCUCCGUUGUCGAUGGUUUUAACCUUCCGUUGGAAAUUACCGACUCCGCCAACUGCGGUACUCCCAGCUGUCCGGUCGACCUCAAUACCAACUGUCCUGAACCUCUUCAAGGGCCUUUUGACUCCUCUGGUGCCCCUAUUGGUUGUAUGUCCGCAUGUGAAGCCAAAAUCUCAGGGGACCCUUCGAACUCGCCCGAUUGCUGUACCGGCAAUUACAGUACGCCCGCCACAUGCCCACCGUCCGGUGUGCAGUACUUCAGCUACUUCAAGGGGAACUGCCCUAACGCGCUAGCUUACGUGUAUGACGAAGGAUCGACGGCACUCUGGGUUUGCGCUUCCAAGCCCGAGUAUACCGUCACUUUUUGUCCCGCAUCCUGA